CAAAUGAAAACAGAAACAGCAGAACAGUUUUUGCUUUUCGACGUGCUAGAAACCAAAGAAAACGAUCCACUUAUCCGCUUUGUUUUUUCUGUGGAUCCUCACAUAAUGUCCUUUCGAUGAGGCACCAGCGGAUCCGCACAAGGAGCUUCCGCGUCAAAGACGUACAUCUUCUUUCUCGCUUUCAUUCCUUUGAGGACGACUCAAACUGGUGUUUUCACGAGCACUUCUUUGACUUUCUCUGCCUGUAACAUUCAUUCUGCUUCUUGCUUUCUUCCGCUGUUACGACAUUCUGAAGCAGAUAUCUACUUGUCACAUCACCACAUCUGAAGUAUCGCGAAAGCGCAUAAAAAUCAAAGAACGAUGAAGACGAGAACAACAUGAAACUUUUAUGCUUUCUCGGGCCGCCCGCAUCCGGUAAAGGCAGUUACACGAAGCUUGUGCUCGAAACCCUCAAAAGGGUCGCGGCAAGGAGAGACCCUACCUCGCAGUGGCACCACAGCGGGGCAGCGGAGCACGUUUUGGCGAAAGAUGCAGAAGGCCAAGUUCUUAAGUCGAGCGGUUUCCAACAUCAUCCAAGCGCGAGGCUUUACAGGCACCAUAAUCUUCCUGUCCAACACUUCGAAAAGGUUGUCGCCUCGGACCUUAUCAAGAAGGAGAUGCGUGAGCAAACGGUCUUUGGCAAAGAGAUGCAACCCUACAUGGAACGCCACGAGCACGUAUCAAAUGUAAAAAUGUCUGGGUCUGGAAGAUUUCUAGGUUUGUCAUGCAUAUUUUCCAUGACCCAUGAUGUCUGUGAUGCAUGCCGCAGCAUCACAGAUUUUUAGAGCGCUUUGUGAUGCCUCCACAGCAUCAGAAAUGACCUCUCCGCGUAGCACAAACUGGAGUCCUCUUGCUGGUCAUGCAAUACAAAUUUUCUCAGAAUCCAGAGACAGCAGCACAAGUUGCAAUCUUCCAGACCCAGACAUUUUUGCAUUUGAUAGCACGUUCCCAGUGAGCUGAUGGUGGAGACGCUGUGUGCGCACCUCGAAGAAAUGGCCGCGCAGAGGAGAGGAGGUUCUUCACUUGAGAAAGAUAAAAGUGUCAUCAACCACCUCAACGUUUUGCUCGACGGUUUUCCUAGAUCUGUGGACCAGGCAGAAGCGUUUCUAGCCAAGACGAAGAGGAGGCGACGGCUUGUUUCCGAUCAGGAAUUAGACGGAGAGAUGGACGCCAACCCGCGUGGGGAAUCUCGUCUUUCCCUUCGUUUUCUGCAUCUCGAUCUGAAGCGCGAGUGGGCCCGGGCAAAGGCGGUUGGGCGACUGGUCUGUCCGGAUUGCGAUUUUCCGUACAACGACGCAGAGGUACGAUUGGACGCAGUAGAUACAGCGAGUCAACAAAAUCUUGCUCGCGCGCUUGAAGAGGACAUUUAUGAUUAUGACACUCCCUACACUGACACGCGAGAAGAAAAAGCAAGAAAGCGGGACAAGCAAGAAGAACGGCGCGUGUGGUCUGCCGACUUGCCGCCGGAACCCAAAUGUGGGCGGAAACCUGGAUGCGGCUACCCAAACAGCCUGAUCCGUCGUGACAGUGCGGAGGUGUUUGACCACCGGUAUGAAAUCUAUCUGAAAACCGAAUUUCCGGUGGUGGAGUACUUCACCACGAUGGCUGAGGCAGAGAAGCAGGAACUUGUAAAUCGAAGCCGCAGAAAAAUAGGAGCAGAUGCAACAGAUUUGAAAAAUAUGACCUCUACUGAGAAUUGUCGUGAUAGUAGCACUAGCACGAAAAUCUCUUCCGUGAAAAUGACCGGCGGGUAUCGGACGAUGUGUGAUGCGAUUGUGAAAGAGGUGAUGCAUCUGCUUGAUCUCGACCGUGACGAAAGUUGUAGCAACGAAACGGUUUAUCCUCUGGAAGAAGUGCAGAAAGAAGCCCAUCUUGUGCUUGACGAGUGGGAGCAAUAGCAUAAUUCAGCAGUAUUAGCAGCCUAUGUAGCAAAUAAGUAGUUGUAGAUAUGUAUGUUUUGUAUAAUUCACCACAUGAUCUUAGUUAGUUGUUGUGUAUAAAGAUGUGCUGUUCAUAUCGUCCUCUCCGUCCUCGUGCGCCAGACGUGAUGAAGACCAAAGAAC
Amoebophrya sp. A120 is the source of this 2102-nucleotide messenger RNA. The record is from the annotation of a GenBank genome assembly. NCBI's taxonomy places the organism in Eukaryota, Dinophyceae, Syndiniales, Amoebophryaceae.